This is a messenger RNA of Uranotaenia lowii, 579 nucleotides long. RefSeq lists its product as uncharacterized. Lineage: Eukaryota; Metazoa; Arthropoda; Insecta; Diptera; Culicidae. Bases 108 to 542 code for a protein of 144 amino acids. The record is from RefSeq and is a predicted model, not a curated record. The transcript is spliced from 3 exons.
GGAAAUUUCGCUUUAAGUGAUACCCAUCAGAUACACAUUUGAUAUAGUUAACAUUUCAAAGUGAAACGUAACAGUUGUUCCACAAUUGUCUUCGGAAAAAUUUCAAAAUGUUUUUCAAAAUUUUCGUCUUUGCGGUGGCAUUGAUUGGAUCCGCAACUGCUGUCGGUUGUCCUACCUGCGCUGGAAUUGACAAUUGUUACGGUCCGAACCCAACUACCGUGAAGGAAGAAUGCGAGUCGGCUAAAUCCCUGGCAGAGGUCAAAAUCAUGACGGCGGUGUAUCCGAAUUUGGAAUCCAAACUGCUACAGAAUGGAAAGUAUCAGUGUUUCGAGUUGCAGUUAGUGUCCGCCAAUUUACAAAUGUUUCGCAAAGGAUGUCUGCCGAAGUCGGAUCCACUUUUGUGUAGCAACGAACACAACCUUGGUGAUUUUGUGGGCAUCAAUUGCACUUCUUACACUGCGGGCAGCACCAGUUUGCAUCGAAAUAUGCAAUUUGCCUUUGUGGGAGCCCUGUUUGUCGUAAUCAAACGGUUGAUCAAUUAAACACUGUAAAAAAUAAAACAAGCGCAGUUCGAAAUAA